Messenger RNA from Trichosurus vulpecula (common brushtail), 297 nucleotides. Its product is annotated as keratin-associated protein 3-3-like. Bases 1 to 297 code for a protein of 98 amino acids. Gene Ontology annotation, cellular component: keratin filament. Lineage: Eukaryota; Metazoa; Chordata; Mammalia; Diprotodontia; Phalangeridae. Gene Ontology annotation, molecular function: structural molecule activity. The transcript has a single exon. The record is from RefSeq and is a predicted model, not a curated record.
AUGUCUUUCUACCACGACUGCUGCUGCAGUGUCCCCACUGGACCCGCCACCACCAUCUGCUCUUCUGACAAGUGCUGCCGAUGUGGAGUCUGCCUGCCCAGCACCUGCCCACACACCACUUGGCUGCUGGAGCCCACCUGCUGUGACAACUGCCCACCCCCCUGCCACAUCCCUCAGCCCUGUGUGCCCACAUGCUUCCUACUCAAUUCUGCCCAGCCCAGACCAAGCCUGGAGAACCUGGACCUGACCACAUACACCCAGCCAUGCCCCUGUGAGCCCUGUGUCCCCCAGUGCUGA